AUGGCUCUCGUACAGAUUUUCCUAGUUCUCGUGGUUUUGUCUUCUGAAGUUGGUGCUAUGUCAUGGAGCAACUGCGGUGAGCUGAGAGAAAUUAAGUAUUGAUUUGAAACUCAAUUUAAUUUAAAGGGAGAACCAGAACUUUUAAUACAAGUUUUGACGAACAACAAAUAUCAAUAAUCGAACCAAAAUUAAUGGCCUCAGUCAAAACUAUCCUUAUCUAGCCAAACGUAGUUUAUACCUUAACUUAUUCUCGAAAAUCGUAUACUUUUAAUGUUGCUGAUUACCGUCGUACACUUCUUGUCCUAAAGAGUGCUCUGAUAUUUGAUAAUUAUAGUUAGUACUGAUUCGCCACCAUAAAGAGUUCUUCAGAUGACAGUUUUCGGGUGCGUGUUCCCCUUCGUCAGAGCAAACAACUAAACAGAAUUCUUGAUGUUACCGUGAUUUCGUAAUGUAUCAACGACGGCAAUGGUGCAUCUUUUUUAAUAAACAGCUAAUCGAUUAAGAUUUCAGUCUCGACUUGUAAUCAGUUAGCUUGAAAAGCUUAUCAAAAGUCACUAUAAUCUUUGCCCUUUAGCUGUGUCCGAUCGAGCAGUUGCGCUGUACAGAGACCAUAAAAACUUUUAACCCGCCAGUGUUAUCCUCUCGGGAAUUAACGAUCGCUUUUCGUGUAAUGCGAAAAGUUCAUAAGGGAAGCUCAACCACACGGGGCGACAGGCUUCGAAAAGUAUGGGAUUAAAGGGAGGCAAAAGGGGCCUUCCACAUUCCCUCUAGAUUCCCUUUAUCGGUUUGCUGUCGCUUGCCAACCGCGUAAACACUCCAUCAAAACUGGCUGGUCUGCAAUCAGCUUUCACAAGUAAAAAGUUGAACAUAAUCCAUUUCUUCUCUGUGUUUUCUUUAACUGUUAACAGAUGGAAGUACGCCCAUAAACGUCAAAGAGAUAAAUCUCAGUCCACAACCAAUCCCUCUUGCGGAAGGUGCUAACAUUAAAUUCAGUGGAAAGUUUAAAUUAGAUGGUACGACUGGGACACAGUAUAGACUGCGCCUUUCACUGUGGAAGAAAGCAUGGUUUACGUGGUUUCGUAUUCCAUGUCCAAAGUGGUAAGGAAGAUCCAUACACUCGUUUUUCUAUAUAUAAGAACGUCCAUUUUUCGUGUUGAGUCUGAAAAAUAAAUUGUUCUUCUCUGAACCUCGGGUAUCAGUUCUUAGUAUGCUCUUAAUAUUUUAGCAAAUUUCAGGCUCAACAUUGUUAUAAAACAGGUUCUUAAAAAAAGAGAGUAAUACAAUUACCAUACAAUGCAAAUCGCCGGAACAAAAAGCUAUGAGGAAACGAAAUAGUUCAAGUUACUAAGAGACGAUAUAUUACUAACAUCACUGUCUCGACGAAAUUAACCUGGACACAGGCGUUAAAGACAGAUUUGAAAAAAAAAGUCAUAAUCGACCAAUUGAAAAUGCUUCUUAGAAUCGAAUAGGAUAUCACCAAAAGAGAACGCUAAUAUAAAAAAAUACUAAAAACAAUAUUAAACAAUCUACAAAUGGAAACUUUUUUCGAUGCAAAACUUCAAAACUUGAGAACAUACCGUUUAAAAAGAUAUGAACUAACACAACGUUUUCAAUUCAGUACUAUAAAAUCUCGGCUCGCUGCAACAAUAAUUUAAUGGUCCGCAUUUAAACUGGGAUGCUCUUUUUGUUAAGUGCAAAAUCGUACUGUACUUUGUUUCUCUUCGAAUAAUGAAAUAUUUUCUAUCAAAUUGUAAAUUGUUCUUGCAAGACCUGUCCCACUUAUCGUUUCUCAUUUAUAUAUAGAUUAUGAUGACAUAUGGGUACUGCUCAAACCAAGGAUAUAAUAAUAAUAAAGUCUUUAUUCGUCAAAAGAUAAAAAUACAUAUUUUUGCUACUAGUGUAUUUAAUUAAGAAAUUCUACACCUAGUAAGAAGUAAGAAUUAAAAUCCAGUAUAUUACAGAGCUAAUUUGGUUAAUUAAUAAAACAGUUUUUAAAACGCAGAGUAUUAAUGUUAAGUUUAGAACAAGUUUCUUUCUUAAGCUGGUAGCUAGAAGGUUUGACUCGAGGCAUUAUAGAUAAGAGUGGAUGUCCAGUAGAGUACGAAAAUUUUCUAAAAAUUUUGUGAUCUUGUCUCUCUAAGAAGUCAUGUACUCUUACAGGCGUAGAAGUGUAUGUAUUUCCCUUUAAAAUAGCGGUGCAAGAAACAUUGUCCAAAUGUAAGAUUGGAAUCGGACGCAGCGUAGACGGAUAACGCAUAAUUAAUAUUAGAUAGAACUAUUGUAUUAAAGAGAAGGUCUAUUUCUGACUGAUUGUACCCAUCUUAUAUAUAUAGUCUGGUACUGUUCAAGAAUUGUACAAAGCUAUCUAGUAACUCCUUUAGUACUUGAGGCUUUCGCCACUUGUAUAUUUUCCUGCCAACGUGUUCAUACUCUUUUCUCCCAUUAAGCGCUAACGAAAUUGGUUGUUUUAUUUAAAGUAGUCAGGACGUGAAAUGCAGUGAGAUAGCCGUCUUCUUAAAAGGAGCAACAUGUCCUCUGCCAUCGAAGGAGUACGUCGUUGAACAACAGUCUUUCCAUUUGAGUAAUUUGCCAGGCUUUCUUACUGCCUUAGUUCCCGAGGUUAGUAGUAAUGACUCUGAAAGCGAAAUAAGGACUAGUUUAAAGGAAUAUGGAAGAUGUUAACUUGUGGUGUUGUUUAUUAUCGUGCACUCAUAAAUGAAAUAAAGUCGAGGCUUGGUUGAACAAAUUGAUACAGAACACCGUACAGAGUAAGAAAAUCACCGAGGAAUACCUAAUAUAUAUUAAGCUUACUUGAAGUCCCCCAGACUGUCUUCAGUUGCUCUAUAAUGGCCGUGCACACAUGAAGAUAACUCGAACAUGAGGUUCAGAGGCUCUCAAAGAUGUUUUACCGCAACGCACGUCAACCGGAAGUGGACUUUUCGCAAUCUUGGGUUUGUAGUUACGCCCAAAUUUGGGGGCAAUUUGUCUCUAUAAGCGUAAAGACACUUAGCAAUACAAAUUUGGUAGCGUUAAGGCGUACUGAAAGGGAAGGCGUCACUUCCGGUUGACAUGCGUCGCCCAUAAACAUCUUUGCUUAAUCUCUUUAUUGUAGUAAAUAGCAUGCUUAGGCAUUAGAACAUCUUUCAUCAAUUCAAAAAGCGGCUUUAAAGAUAUGGAUCUUUUGAAACAACCGUCGAAAGCAAGCUCAUUGUGCCGGAACGUAGAGCUUAGCUCUUGCUAAUGUUUUAUGGAAAGCUCCACUUUGCUAAUUAUGGCCUUAAAUUUAAACGGCCAAUCUACUUCCUGUUAUGAAAAGGUCCACUCACUGGUGGUUAUUUAUUUUUCAGGGAGAUUACUGCGUUAAGGCGGAGCUGCUCGACAGUGGCAGUAAUAAACCUGUUGCCUGUGUCGAAGCAUAUCCUCAGAUCACAAAAACCAAGCCAAGUGGGGAAUUAUAA
This is a messenger RNA of Porites lobata, 3458 nucleotides long. NCBI's taxonomy places the organism in Eukaryota, Metazoa, Cnidaria, Anthozoa, Scleractinia, Poritidae. The record is from the annotation of a GenBank genome assembly.